AUUAUGAUGAUUCAUAAAAAUUACGGAAAUCUUUUAUUAUUAUUUUUAUGAACAGGUUAUGAAGAAGGAGGAACUUUAACGGAAGCCAUUCGCCGACGCCCUUAUAGUGUGAUACUUUUGGACGAAUUAGAAAAGGCGCAUCGGGAAGUUACAAAUCUUCUACUUCAGGUAUUGGACGACGGCGUGCUCACGGACAGUCAGGGCCACCGCGUUGAUUUCAAAAAUACUAUAAUAAUAAUGACAAGCAACAUUGGGUCCCACUUUUUUGCAUCCAAUGAAGGAUCUUUUAAUGAAAUACGCGAAAAAGUUUUAGGAGAGGUUCGGGCGUACUAUCCUGCAGAAUUUAUUAACCGCAUCGACGAGAUUAUCGUCUUUAACCAUUUAUCUAAAGAAACUCUUAAAGAGAUUGUAGAGAUCAGACUUAAAGAAUUGAAACAGCUUGUUAAAAAACGCGGCCUGACACUUCAUAUAUCCAAAGGAGUCAAUGAACUUUUGUGCGAGCUUGGAUACGACCCAAUUUAUGGCGCUCGCCCACUCAAUAGAGUCAUAAACAAACAGCUGAUGGUUCCUUUGUCCAAUAAAAUUCUGAAAGGAGAAAUCAGAGAUGGAGAAGAUGUCCGCGUGGAGCUUAGCAGUGGUAACGCAAUAACAAUAGUGCCCAACCACGUGAUAGACACCGAAUAA
This is a messenger RNA of Zophobas morio, 684 nucleotides long. RefSeq lists its product as uncharacterized. Gene Ontology annotation, cellular component: cytoplasm. Gene Ontology annotation, biological process: cellular response to heat. The transcript is spliced from 8 exons. Gene Ontology annotation, molecular function: ATP hydrolysis activity. The coding region runs from base 238 to 684 and encodes 148 amino acids. The record is from RefSeq and is a predicted model, not a curated record. Lineage: Eukaryota; Metazoa; Arthropoda; Insecta; Coleoptera; Tenebrionidae.